This is a messenger RNA of Olea europaea var. sylvestris, 5376 nucleotides long. Its product is annotated as pentatricopeptide repeat-containing protein At4g39952, mitochondrial. Gene Ontology annotation, biological process: RNA modification. Lineage: Eukaryota; Viridiplantae; Streptophyta; Magnoliopsida; Lamiales; Oleaceae. The record is from RefSeq and is a predicted model, not a curated record. Gene Ontology annotation, molecular function: RNA binding; protein binding. Bases 339 to 2669 code for a protein of 776 amino acids. The transcript is spliced from 3 exons.
GGAGUUCGUGUGUGAAUGUGUCUGAGCUUGUAGGCUCACUUUCAGUUCCUUGCAUUUCUAUUCUGUAUUUAUUUGGCAGUGAAAUGAAAAUGUCUAUAGGUAUUGACACCAAAAAUUCUGUCUUUUACUCCCUCGAAGACAAGGCGUGAGAGGUGAUUUAGCUAAUCUGGCCCAUAGCAAAAAACAAAAACGAAAAACCGCUUCAAACCCGGCCUGAUUCUUCCCUUCUUUCCCGAUAAUCUUCCGUUGGCCGCCACCAAAAGGACCACCGCCAAUGCAGCGGCUACACCAACCACCAUUGCACGUUGUUUCAUUCCAUAACCAAUAAAGAACUUCAUAUGUGUACAAUUAAAUUCACCCACCUCUACAAACGCUUCUUUUAUUCUUCUUCAACCGUUAACAUAGCGUCCAACUAUCUUCACAAUCACAUCAAUUCUUUCCUCUCCAACCGUGUCUUAGAUUUCAACACCCUUCUCCAAAUCCACGCAUAUACCAUAACAACUGGUAACACAAACAACAUCUUCAUAGCGUCAAAGCUGAUAGCGCACUAUGCUUCACUCAACCAGCCCCAUUCUUCCGCCAAAAUCUUUGAUUCCCUCAGUUUCAAAGACCCUUUUCUUUGGAACUCAGUAAUUAAAGCCCAUUUUUCCAAUGGAAGGUAUGCAGAGGCGCUUGAUUUUUUCUCCGAGAUGUGGUUUUGUGACAAGUUGCCUAAUCAAUUUACUAUCCCCAUCGUUGUUUCAGCCUGUGCUGAAGUUGGGUUAUUGUGUUUUGGAAUGAGUAUUCAUGGAUUGAUUACAAAAUUAAAUAUUUUUUGUGGAAAUUCAGCUGUUGGGUCUUCAUUUGUGUAUAUGUAUUCUAAAUGUGGGUCUAUGGAGGAUGCGGCUGGUGUGUUUGAUGAGAUUACGAUGAAAGAUGUGGUUGCUUGGACCGCGCUUGUCAUUGGAUAUGUGCAGAAUGGUGAGAGUGAGAAGGCUAUGGAAUGCCUUUCUGAGAUGCAUAGGAUUGGUGGCAAUAGCGAGAGGCCGAAUUUUCGGACAUUGGAAGGUGGCUUCCAAGCCUGUGGGAAUUUGGGUGCAUUGGUAGAAGGCAGAUGCUUGCACGGGUUGGCAGUAAAGUCUGGGAUUGUGUCGUCACAUAUUGUUCAAUCUUCGAUUUUGUCAAUGUAUUCGAAGUGUGAGACAGUUAAGGAUGCCCACCUUUUGUUUGAGGAAAUUGUCGUUAAGGAUCUAUAUUCAUGGACAGCUAUUAUUGAUGUUUAUGCAAAAUUGGGGUAUGUUUAUGAGUGCUUUAAUAUGUUUUUUAAGAUGAAAGCUGAUGGGAUACAUCCGGAUGGGGUGGUAAUCAGUUGUUUGCUUUUAAGUUUUCCUAGUUCCAAGAAGUUGUAUGAAGGGAAGGCGUUUCAUGGUUUUAUCUUGAGGAGAUAUUAUGAAGUCGAUAAGAUUGUUUAUAAUGCAUUGUUGUCUAUGUAUUGUAAUUUUGGAGUCUUGGCUCCAGCUGAAAAGCUUUUUAAUGGAGGAUGUGAUCAGGAUGAGAACUCUUGGAACACGAUGAUUGUUGCCUAUGGCAAGGCAGGAUUAGAGAUGAAGAGCAUAAACUUGUUUCGAGAAAUGCAGCAUCUAGGUAUCAAAGUUGAUUUGAACAGCCUAAUAUCAGUUAUUUCUUCCUGUUCUAAACUGGAAACAAACAAAUUCGGUCGAUCUCUUCAUUGCCACAUUAUUAAACAUUCAGUAUGCGAGAUUGUUUCGGUUGUCAAUGCACUUAUAAUUAUGUAUGGUAAGUGUGGGAAUUUGACCAUAGCAAGGAGGUUAUUUUAUCGGACGAACAAAGAUAUUGCCACAUGGAAUAGUUUGAUUUCAUCUUAUGUUCAUAAUGGACACUCUUCUGAGGCUUUAGCUCUAUUUAACAAAAUGGUUUCUGAAGGCAUCAAGCCUAACAAUACAACACUAUUAAUUUUGCUCUCUGCUUGUGGCCAAAUCGCAUCGGUUAAAAAAGGAAAAGAAAUUCAUGAUUAUAUUAGGGAAGAAGGAUUUGAGUAUAAUAUUGCUGUUGCUACUGCAUUGAUUGAUAUGUAUGCAAAAUGUGGGCAACUCAAAAUUGCAAGAGAAAUCUUUGACUCAAUGAAUGAGAAGGAUGUUAUUUCUUGGAACGUGAUGAUUUCCAGUUACGGAAUGCAUGGAGAUGGAAAAUCUGCAAUGGAGAUUUUCCAACAGAUGGAACAAUCUAAUACUAGGCCUAAUGACCUUACCUUUCUCGCGGCCCUCUCUGCUUGCGCACAUGCUGGAUUUGUUGAAGAAGGCAAGUCUCUCUUUCGUAAAAUAAAAGAAUAUUCUGUGAGACCCACACUGAAGCACUAUACUUGUAUGGUAGAUCUUCUUGGUCGGUCAGGUCGUUUGGCCGAGGCUGAAGCUUUUGCUUUGUCAAUGCCUAUUUCUCCUGAUGGGGGCAUAUGGGGUGCUUUAUUAACUGCUUGCAAAAUGCACAAUAAUACUGAGAUGGGUAUAAGGACUGCCAAGAAUGCUAUUGAGGCUGACCCAGAUAACGAUGGAUAUUACAUAACAAUAUCGGACCUGUAUAGUUCUGUGGGGAUGUGGGCAGAGGUAGAAAAAGUGAGACAAAUCAUGAAGAAAAGGGGGGUGAGAAAGAGAGCUGGUUGGAGUACAAUAUAACAAGGAUACAUCUCAACUGUUCUACUGUUGGAACACAACUUCUGGAUUCUGGAACCUGAUAGACAUAUGCACUAAUGCCUUCCGAUGGCUUUCAGGUAAUAAUUUGAAACUUGGAUCAAGUCCUUAUUUUAAAGCCUACUUUGUAUAGUUUGUAUCAGGCUUUUAGGCAGGCUAUUAUAUUCUACUGGACGAAAAAGGGUUUCUUUUAAGACAUUCUCAGUUAACACUUGAGCUUUUCCACAAACUACAAAUAUCUGAUGUUGCAGUGCCUUUAUAUGUGGGAAUUUUCUAACUGAUGCAAGUUUCAAAAUUUGGGUUAAACUCUAUAAUGCUCGGACUCGGGUACGGGUACGUAUCUAAGUGUAGGAUAUUUUAUUUUCUUAAAUGUAUGAUACGGGGAUAUGGCUAAAAAGAGUCCAAAUUUAGGACACGGGUACGUGGGUAUAUCUUUCAAACUUCAAUUUUUGUACAAAUGCAAGACGUCAUUUUGAAUAAACCAAAAUCAAUUAUUGACUAAGGAAAUAGAUAUUGAGGAAGGAGUUAAGACGAAUAAAAUAUAAUUUUACAAUUUAGUUUUCAAUUAUGGACAUUACUAAAUGUUAUAUAAAAUAGCAAAUAAUGGACAUAAUUGCAAUUUGGACUUAGUAGAGAACUAAGAAACACUAUAUGGAAUCUAUUUUCAUUUUAUACAAACAAAACUCUAAACUACCGAUACAGAGAAUGAAGGAAGGAAAAAAAUAAGAAAGAGAAGGGAAAACUUAAUGCCGCUACCUUUCUCCACCCUUUCGAUGGAGACGCUAGGUGCGUAGAGAGCGGAAAUGGGAAAGAUAAGGAGAAGAAAAAAAGGAAGAAGAAGCGAAAGCAAUGAAGUGUCCGAUUGAAAAUUGGAAGAUCCGACACAUAUCUCAUACCCAUACCCAUGUCGUGUUGUGUCCGACAUGGGUACUCCGACUAUUUUGAAGAGUCCGAGCAUCAGAGGUUAAACUGAAGUCGGGAGAAUUCUGUUGUAAAAUUUCAGUGUAACCAUACAAACUUUAUUUGGAUACUUGAUAUUGGCACAAAAGUUCUUUAUAUAGAUUAUGAGGGACAGUAAGACAUAUAGAAAAUUUUGGAAAGAACAGGUAUAAUUGAAAAGGAGAGAAAUCCCACUCGAAUAUCAAAAGACCAAUGAAUAUAAUUUACAUAGAGGGAAUUGGCUUUAUAUAGGAAAAAUACAUGGGAUGUAAGAAGAGAAAAGUUUCACCCAAGAUUAUGUGUCUGAUCUGUGACAUGGUUAUAGAUUAUACUAUUAUACACACUAAAGGCCAGUUCUGUGGGCGAAUACUGCUGAUGCUACAACUUAAGGCCAAAAAUAGUCUUUUGUGGUUCCAUCAUCUUGCAUGAGGUUUUGAAUCUUCUCCCACCUCUUUACUAGCAAAACAAUCCCAAAUGCAGCAUAAGUUCAUGAUACUUGUAGAUUACUUGUCGUGGAUAAAUAUGUUGAUUCCUGGAUAUAUGGAUGUCAAUAGAGCUUGAUUGUUUCUAGAAUCAUUUAAAUUUGUAGCCUUCUAAGUUUAUUAUCUUACAUUCAGAGGUAAGAUCCUACAUUCACAGUUAAGCUUGAUCAUCCAUGUACACUGAUGGCACACACAGAAACUUGGUAUAAUCCAUGUACUGUCAUAUUAAUGAGUUGAUGAUCUAGCGUUUCAUACAUGAAAAGAUAUUUUCAAUGAGAAGGACGGGACUACUUUGCUUUUUGCUUUUCUUCAGGACAUUUUGCACGAGCAGAAGUACCCGAUUUUGCUAUUUGAGAAUUGGGUCACCGCGGCAGAGCUGCAAUCGAAAUAGUGAUUCUUUGGCCAGGUUUUCUUCGUGCCUUCAGAUCCAUUCAUUGGAGAAUGAAUCAUCGCUGCAGGAUUAGUUCUUUGCAAGAUUCAACCUUGUUCUGGCACCAGAACCCGCUAGUAAACCACACAUCCAGUGGCGGAUCUAGGAGGUGGCGAGCUGGAUCCGCCGGAAGCAAUUUUUUUGGGCUGACAAUAGAUUAAGCUGACGGUCGACAAUCAACGGCCACUCGUGCUGACUCAAAAUCCUAGAUUCGUCACUGCACACAUCCCAUCUUGCUUCUCUAUUCUCAUCCAUAGCAUUGGUGCCAUUGCAAUUUUGCAAGAGAAUGAAUAUACUUCACAAUUCACAUAUAUCGUCCAAGUCCAACAUCAAUGCAUCAGGCUUACCAUUCUAUUAUGAGUCAUACACCAGCAGGCCAAGUGAGUACUGAGGCUUUCUGUGCUUAACAUGUGAUGACGAACAUGGAAGCUCACAGGGAAAAAGAAUUGAGAAGGUGGGCCUGAACUACAAUGACUUCGCUGCAUACAGUUUCACUGUGCAGUGGAGAAAGUGGUGAUAGAGUAUGCUGAGUGUGUUGGAUAAGGAUCUCGACAAUGUUUAAAUCGAAGAGUUUCAAGGAAGCUAUAGUUAUCUUGUCAGCUCAAGCCCUGGAAAGUUGUGGGAGCUGAUAUGAGACUUUUGUUUCAUAAACCAGGUGAGAAUAUGGCAUCAUUUUCUUGUAGAUUUUAUUGAUUCAUAUGCUUAAAUUUUCGUUGAUGUUUUAUUUAUACUGAUUAAUGAAUUUGGUGCUGUUUUUGGAACAAGAGGGAUGAAUGGAUUGAUACAAAAGAUGUUUUAGAAGUACUGACUAGUGCAAUCCAAUUUGGAAUUCAAUUCUCAA